Ictalurus furcatus (blue catfish) is the source of this 465-nucleotide messenger RNA. RefSeq names its product hemicentin-2-like. The record is from RefSeq and is a predicted model, not a curated record. NCBI's taxonomy places the organism in Eukaryota, Metazoa, Chordata, Actinopteri, Siluriformes, Ictaluridae. Bases 102 to 431 code for a protein of 109 amino acids. Gene Ontology annotation, cellular component: plasma membrane. The transcript is spliced from 3 exons. Gene Ontology annotation, biological process: homophilic cell-cell adhesion.
CACACACACACACACACAAGCACUGAUAUGUGUGUGUGUGUGAUUUUCCCUGCUCCUCUUGGUCAGGCUUCAGUGUGGAUGAAGCGGGUCGGAGUUUGCUGAUGAUUGGGAAUGUAACAGUGAGGGAUUCGGGAUUGUACACGUGUACAGCGGAGAUCAGCGUCGGCUCUGUUCGAGCGUUAGCAUUCCUCCAUAUCACAGAGCCUCCAGUUCUGAAAGUAGAUGGCCAUGUGUCUCAGUUUGUCUCUCAUGGUGCUGUAAUUGUGUUGGAUUGUUCUGUUAGAGGAACUCCAGCUCCGGUGUUGUGCUGGUUUAAAGAUGGCCACCUGCUGCAGGUCACUGAGCGUCUUCAUCUAACAGCUCUCCAACAGCUCUCUCAUUCUGUACAGCGCCAUGAGCAGGGAUUCAGGAGAGUAUCUGUGUGUUGCUGAAAAUGAGAUGGGAGGAUGAUAUCUCUGAAAGUAC